UCGGCAGUGUCAAUAAAGUUGCAGCGGUUUGUAGUUUGUAGCGGACAACAUGGCGGCCUUCAUGCUGGGCUCGCUGUUGCGGACGUUCAAGCAGAUGGUUCCUUCAUCAGCUUCAGGCCAAGUUCGAACUCACUAUGUAGACUGGAGAAUGUGGCGCGAUGUGAAGAGACGAAAAAUGGCCUAUGAAUAUGCAGAUGAGAGGCUACGUAUUAAUUCACUCAGGAAGAAUACCAUUUUGCCAAAAAUUCUUCAGGAUGUGGCUGAUGAAGAAAUUGCUGCCCUCCCCCGGGAUAGCUGUCCUGUUAGAAUCAGAAAUCGGUGUGUUAUGACGUCCCGUCCGCGUGGUGUGAAGCGGCGCUGGAGGCUUAGUCGUAUAGUCUUCCGUCACUUAGCUGACCACGGGCAACUUUCUGGGAUUCAGCGAGCGAUGUGGUAAAUGAGCUCCAGAACCUAUUGAGCUUGCAGGGAAGCCAGUUCCAGCAAGCAAAGAUUUUUUGAAUAGACCAAACCCUAGUCUCUACAGGGGCCCAGUACAGUUGUUUGGCCUACCUGAUGCUAUCUCUAAACUACUUUUAAAAUGAAGAAAUUUGGGUGUUUCAUGUCAGUGAAUUAUCUUUUCUCUUGGACUUAACAAACAUACUGUUCCCGUACAUAGUGCAAAGAGUAGUAUAAUAAAUAUUUUCUGUGAAUGUUUUUUAUACCCUCCUUUUAAGUUUAAUCUUUUAAUAACAGAGGGGUUUUUGUAUUUUUAAGAGCAUUAUUUCAUAAAAUGUUAUCUUAUACAUAAUCCAACUAAUUGACAUGUAGCUCAUUUAUGGCAGUUUGUAAUCCUGGGCAAGCUUUCCUGACCUGCAGAGCUCCCCUUACUAUUAUUGUUAGAUAAGCAGUAGAUAAACAGUAGAUUGGAUAGCAAGGCUGCUGUUCUGGAUUAUCUAAUGCUCCACUUCUUCUUGUGAUGGCUGAACAAAAGUGUCUUCUUGUCCAUCCUUAAGGGACUUUAAAACAAAUUAUGCCUAAGUCCUUGAAAGUCUCCAUCUAAAGAGGAAAACUUUGUUGGAACAGUAUAUAUUCCCUAUUUUUGUUUAUUUAAUCCAUAACAGAAAUGAGUAAGGGUAGCACAAAGUUCUCAUUCAGUAACUCAACAAUGUGAUCAGCCCAGUGAUGAAAAUAUACAUAUUGAAUGGAAGUACCUACUUAACAUCAGGAAAAUAUUCCUGGAGAACUUAAUAAAUCAGGAGGUGAGGGGUGAGAUUUUUUUCUGCACACAGAGGGCACAAAAGCACAAAGAAGCAAAGGCACUCUGUAGCAUCAGAAAACCACAGUCACUCCAGUAGAUCAGAAAUACAAAGCACAAGACAAGGCCCGUAUUGUGGAGGAUCUCACAAAUCAUGUGAAGGAAUUAAGACUGACAUACAUACCAGGUAUUAGAGUUUUAAGCACAGGAAUGACAUUAUCAGUUUGUAAUACAGGUAAGUGACAGCUGUGUGGCAGAUGGCCAUGAGAGGAAAAGGCUACAGGCAAGACAACCAGUUAGGAGGAUGUCUUAAUUGUUGAGGAAGAUGGGGGCCGGGCACGGUGGCUCAUGCCUGUAAUCCCAGCACUUUGGGAGGCUGAGGCGGGCGGAUCACAAGGUCAGGAGAUUGAGACCAUCCUGGCUAACACUGUGAAACCCUGUCUCUACUAAAAAUACAAAAAAUUAGCCGGGUGCGGUGGUGGGCGCCUGUAAUCCCAGCUACUCGGGAGGCUGAGGCAGGAGAAUGGUGUGAACCCAGGAGGCGGAGCUUGCAGUGAGCCGAGAUCACGCCACUGCACUCCAGCCUGGGCGACAGAGCGAAACUCCGUCUCAAAAAACAAAAACAAACAAACAAAAAAAUUGUUGAGGAAGAUGAAGGCCUGAACUAACAUUGUGGUAUUAGUAGAGGAGAGAGGACAGAUUUUUAGUUAUAGGAAAGAAAACUGGGCAAGACUGAUUCUAUCUAAGAGGUAAAGAUGGUUCUCUGGGUUCCUGAUAAGAGUGUCUAGAUAGAUGGUAGAGGGCAAUUCUAAGAGGGCAACUCCAAGAUAGAAAAUUUGGAAAAAGAACAAAUUUAGGGGAAACAGAAGAUAAGCGAGUUCAGGUUCCAGUCAUGCGGUGUUGGAGAUGCCUGUGUCAUCUGAUGAAGACUAGUACGCAGCUGGAUAGCAGGGUCCGAAACUCAGGUGGAGAUGAAGUUGUGAGGGAUUUAUCACAAUCUAGUUUGGAUUCCUAUUUCUUAAAUAUGUAUGACAACUUACCAACUGGAAUGUUCUAGCUAAUAUCUCAACUUAGAAUCCAUCUCACUACCAAUGGGCAAACACUUGUGUUCUAAAGUUACUUGAAAGUAGUUUAUACUGCCAACUUGAUAUAUAUACAUGCUAUAGUUUGAAUAUUUGUGUACUUCCAAAAUUCACAUUGAAAUCUAAUCCACAAUGCGUUGGUAUUAUUAAGAGGUGGGGCCCUUAGGGGUGAUUAGGCCAGGAGGGCUCCUCACUCAUGGAUGAAAUCAGUGCUUAAGAGGGCUUGAGGGAGAGAGUUUGUCCCUUUUACCCUUCCGAUACUGUGAGAAGGCACCGUACUGGAAGCAGAAAGCAAGCCCUUACCAAACACCAAUCUGCUGGUGCCAAAUCUUAGACUUCCCCAGCCUCCAGAAGUGCAAGAAAUAAAUAUUAUUUAUAAA
Molecule: messenger RNA, 2696 nt
Organism: Symphalangus syndactylus (siamang)
Lineage: Eukaryota; Metazoa; Chordata; Mammalia; Primates; Hylobatidae
Gene: MRPS14
Product: mitochondrial ribosomal protein S14
Biological process (GO): translation
Cellular component (GO): mitochondrial small ribosomal subunit; ribosome
Molecular function (GO): structural constituent of ribosome
Source: RefSeq, a predicted model, not a curated record